Molecule: messenger RNA, 902 nt
Organism: Sinocyclocheilus grahami
Lineage: Eukaryota; Metazoa; Chordata; Actinopteri; Cypriniformes; Cyprinidae
Product: cytoplasmic polyadenylation element-binding protein 1-like
Exons: 5
Coding region: 78-902 (274 amino acids)
Source: RefSeq, a predicted model, not a curated record
CCUUCGAAAGGUUUAAGUAGACUUUUUGAGAAGUAAGUAGGGUGUUGUUUUCGAUAAUUUUGGUCGAUAGUCCUACCAUGGCGUUUUCUCUGAGUGAAAACCCCAGGCUUCUUAACUGCCUGGAUUCUGACAUUCCAGCCCUGUCUACAUGCAGUAAUGCAGACGCGUUCUCCAGGAUGAACACCAUGCUGGGAAACUCAUUGGAUCUAAGCGGGGUUUGCACGACUCCCUCUACCAAAUGCAAGCGAGACCCUUUUUAUGAUCGUCCCGACUCGGACCUGUCUGCGGUCCGGAGCAGGAUGCUUUUUCCCAGUGGUGGCCAGGACUCAUCCAGGGGUCUGCCUGAUGUCAAUAACUGGGGUCUGGGCCUACAGUCCCUCAGCCUGUCUGACUGGGAGAGACCGUGGAGCAGCCAUGACACCGAUCCCUCUGCACAGACCAACACGGCCUCGCUGCAAGGGAUUUUGGGGACUCCCAGCCGGCUCUCCAACAAGCUUCCAAGCUACUCUGAACCUUCCAUUGGUGCUAUAGACUUCCUAGAAAAAUUUCCCGGCAUGGCACGCUUGAACUCUCAAUCUUUCCUGGAAUCUCACUCCAUUAGCCCUGUGGACUCGGAGACCAGCGGCUUCAGCUCUGGUUCUGAUCACCUCUCAGACCUGUUGGGGCCCGAGAUCAAGUCGCUUCAUUCUCAGUGGGGAAAUCUGGAGCUCCACGAUGAUGUGAUCUACAGAAGGUGGCAGGCACCACGGGAGGGAAUCGAGCGCCUGCAACUACUGGUUCCCCACGCUCUGCGGCCGGAGGUCCUCCAUUGGGUUCAUGGGGCAGCUGGAGCCGGCCAUUUCGGGAACUCCAAGACGGUGCGGCGGCUGCGUCAGCGGUUCUACUGGCCAGGGUGUCGGUAG